GGCAUGCGGUGGGCAAGGCAACAAGGCAUGUGGCACGUGGCACGCGGCAAGGCAACAAGGCAAGUCGGGAAAGCGACAAGGCAACAUGGCAAGUCGGCCAAGCGACAAGGCAACAUGGCAAGUGGCAUGUGGCAUGUGGCAAGGCAAGCGGCAAGUGGCACGUGGCAAGGCAACACGGCAUGUGACAAGGCAACAAGGCACGCGGCAAGGCAACAAGGCACGCGGCAAGGCAACAAGGCACGCGGCAAGGCAACAUGGCAAGUCGGGCAAGGUCUGCGAAAGCCUCUACCCCCCUAUAAUAGCAAUAGGAAGGAAAACCCAAGUGCCACGAACAGACAUGCCAUGCUCGAGGAGUCAUAAUGGCACACGGCAGGGCAUCUUGGCACACGCGGCAAGGCACUCGACCGGGCAUCUUGGCACGCGGCAAGGCACUCGACCGGGCAUCUUGGCACGCGGCAACGCACUCGACCGGGCAUCUUGGCACGCGGCAAGGCACUCGACCGGGCAUCGUGGCACGCGGCAAGGCACCCGACCGGGCAUCGUGGCACGCGGCAAGGCACCCGACCGGGCAUCUUGGCACGCGGCAAGGCACUCGACCGGGCAUCUUGGCACGCGGCAAGGCACUCGACCGGGCAUCUUGGCACGCGGCAAGGCACUCGACCGGGCAACUUGGCACGCGGCAAGGCACUCGACCGGGCAACUUGGCACGCGGCAAGGCACUCGACCGGGCAACUUGGCACGCGGCAAGGCACUCGACCGGGCAACUUGGCACGCGGCAAGGCACCCGGGCAUCUUGGCACGCGGCAAGGCACUCGACCGGGCAACUUGGCACGCGGCAAGGCACUCGACCGGGCAACUUGGCACGCGGCAAGGCACUCGACCGGGCAAUUGGCACGCGGCAAGGCACCCGACCGGGCAACUUGGCACGCGGCAAGGCACCCGACCGGGCAUCGUGGCACGCGGCAAGGCACUCGACCGGGCAUCUGGGCACGCGGCAAGGCACUCGACCGGGCAUCAUGGCACGCGGCAAGGCACUCGACCGGGCAACUUGGCACGCGGCAAGGCACUCGACCGGGCAACUUGGCACGCGGCAAGGCACUCGACCGGGCAACUGGCACGCGCCAAGGCACUCGACCGGGCAACUUGGCACGCGCAAGGCACACGACCGGGCAACUUGGCACGCGGCAAGCCACCCGACCGGGCAUCGUGGCACGCGGCAAGGCACCCGACCGGGCAACUUGGCACGCGGCAAAGGCACUCGACCGGGCAACUUGGCACGCGGCAAGGCACUCGACCGGGCAACUUGGCACGCGGCAAGGCACCCGACCGGGCAAACUUGGCACGCGGCAAGGCACCCGACCGGGCAUCGUGGCACGCGGCAAGGCACUCGACCGGGCAAUCUGGCACGCGGAAAGGCACUCCGACCGGGCAUCAUGGCACGCGGCAAGGCACUCGAACCGGGCAACUUGGCACGCUGGGCAAGGCACUCGACCGGGCAUCUUGGCACGCGGCAAGGCACUCGACGGGGCAUCGUGCACGCGGCAAGGCACUCGACCGGGCAUCGUGGCACGCGGCAAGGCACUCGACCGGGCAUCCUUGCACGCGGCAAGGCACUCGACCGGGCAAGUUGGCAAGCGGCAAGGCAUCGGGACCGGGGCAUCUUGGCACGCGGCAAGGCACUCGACCGGGCAUCUUGGCACGCGGCAAGGCACUCGACCGGGCAUCCUUGCACGCGGCAAGGCACUCGACCGGGCAUCAUUGCACGCGGCAAGGGCACUCGACCGGGCAACUUGGCACGCGGCAAGGCACCGAACCCGGGCCAUCUUGGCACGCGGCAAGGGCACCCGACCGGGCAUCUUGGCACGCGGCAAGGCACCCGACCGGGCAUCUUGGCACGCGGCAAGGCACCCGACCGGGCAUCUUGGCACGCGGCAAGGCACUCGACCGGGCAUCUUGGCACGCGGCAAGGCACUCGACCGGGCAUCGUGGCACGCGCCAAGGCACUCGACCGGGCAACUUGGCACGCUCCAAGGCACUCGACCGGGCAUCUUGGCACGCGCCAACGCACUCGACCGGGCAACUGGCACGCGCCAAGGCACUCGACCGGGCAUCAUGGCAGCGGCAAGGCACUCGACCGGGCAUCAUGGCACGCGGCAAGGCACUCGACCGGGGCAUUCUUGGCACGGGGCAAGGCACUCGCCCGGGCAUCUUGGCACUUGGUCAAGGCAUCAUGGCACGCGGCAAGGCACUCGAGGGGCAACUUGGCAGCCUGGGACUACGCUGCGACAUGGAAGCAAGGCAUGCAAGGCGAAGGGGAACAUCUGUGCACGACGGGAUGGGAACUUGUCACGAAACCAAGGCUCGCUACGUCGAGGUCCGAACAUCCAAUUAG
Ilex paraguariensis (yerba mate) is the source of this 2392-nucleotide messenger RNA. The record is from the annotation of a GenBank genome assembly. NCBI's taxonomy places the organism in Eukaryota, Viridiplantae, Streptophyta, Magnoliopsida, Aquifoliales, Aquifoliaceae.